Molecule: messenger RNA, 4330 nt
Organism: Musa acuminata subsp. malaccensis (wild Malaysian banana)
Lineage: Eukaryota; Viridiplantae; Streptophyta; Magnoliopsida; Zingiberales; Musaceae
Product: beta-galactosidase 15
Biological process (GO): carbohydrate metabolic process
Cellular component (GO): cell wall; vacuole
Molecular function (GO): beta-galactosidase activity; carbohydrate binding
Source: RefSeq, a predicted model, not a curated record
UCUUUUAGGAACUGUAUACUUUUAUGAUCAAUGCUUAUUCUAUUAAAAUUUUCAUCUUGAGGUUCAAAUUCUUUUUAUGGAUAUUAAUGUUCACUUUUUAAGUAAAGGAGUUACUUCACUACUUGCCUCACCUAGUUGUUUAUUGCAACUAUGAACUAUGCAUUUAUAUAUAAUUUUUUCAGUCAUUGGUGGCUUAAUAUUGGAGUGGAUCACGAAGGUUAAAAUGAGUUCACUUUCAAAUUAGCUACUACCACAGAAGCACCAACAGACCUGAAAAAUUGAAAAUCGACUGUUUUCAAAUUCAAACUAAAACCAUAUAUCAGAUAGGCUAAAUGAGACAAUGCUUAUAUCACAAUUGACAAGUGUGGUCAGAUUGGGAUUCCAUUACAGCAUGUUUAACCUGCUAGUGACACUAUUUUUUCUGUUAGUUUGACAUCUUUAACUUCUAAGCUAACAUUUGACGCAAAGGUUAGCCUUGUUUUAUUGUUACACUAGUUUGAUAAAUUUAAAUCUUGUAUUAAUUUUCUUAACAGGUAGGUCAUAACCUAUUAACUAGCUUAGAUGGACAGCUGUUAAAUUACUUGUGAAAUAUCCUUAUCUGUUGGAUUUUUCCUUGAUCAUUUAAUUCAUCAUUUUUUAUCAGCAAGAUGCUGAAGUUGCAUGCUUCCAUUUAUAAAUCUGUUUUGGUGGCUGACCACUUACAGGGGCUUGCAUGUGUACAUACUAAAUAUAUCAAAGUUGGGCCAGAUUUUGGUGAUUGCAUUUCAUCUGUAGGUGGCAUUUUUAACUUUUUUCUUUACUGAGUAGUUAGGAUCUGCCUUAUGGCAGUGUUUAUUUUGAAAGACAGUUCAAAGGUAGGGUGACCAAUUUAUUCUUGACUUAGUAGUUUGGAUCUGCCUUCUUGAAGAACAGUUCAAAAGUAGAGUGAAGUAGUGAACCACCUGUCGUAAAAUUAGGAUUUUAGCAGAAAAGCCUGCUGAAGACAAGCUUUCACUUGUCUCAAGAAUUGGUACAAAUUGAAUUAUGGUGUUUGAUAUUGUGUGUCAGCAUCACAAAGUGGCAGUAAUACCAUGUUUUAGGUUUCAAACACCUUUAAACACAGACAAAUAACAAUAUAAGUAAUGAGAUACCAAAACAAUUGUUACAGUUUUUAAGCAUAUUGUCCACACAUAUUUUGGAAAAAAAGUGCAGUAAGGUGGACAAUAGGACUUAAGUUUAUGAGGAUAGUGUUUUUCCCUGAACUUUGAACAUGAAAAGUCAGCAAAGAUUGAAGCAAACUAUGCAGCCGAUUCAGUUGAAAUUGAAGGAUCACUUCAUGAAGCUGAACAUAUGGGGAAGUGAUGUAAUCAUAAGGGCCCAAAAAGCACCAUAGCUGCUAGCUGAAGUUUUUUUUUUUGUGUUUUUAUUCAUCCCUAUUUCUUGGCUAUUUUUGUCUUCUCUAAAGGUUUUCAUUUGAUAUGUCAUAUCAGGAUGUUGCUCCUGAAGCCAUCAUCUUGCAACUAAAUGUAUCUUUACAAAAUUUGAUACGGUUUAGUAUGGAUUUGGUGGUUAAAUAUGGAAGACUAAAAUUCAGCCUGUCUUGUGGCUCAUACAACAAGUACUGAUACAUGAAGUGAUGAGAACUAUGACUAUGAUUGAGAGAUGGGGAUGGUAGCAACUGAAGACUUUGCUAAAAUAUGCUCAUCUUUUUCAGUGCCCAUAUAUAGUUAUAGCAGGAGAGAGCACAAAUUAUAUUGUUGAAUUAUCUUUUGUUAAUGUGAGUCAGGUACUUUUAACUUGAUGCAAUUCUGGGACAUUAUCUGAGUUAUAAUUUUUGCUUUUUACAUGUUUGCACAUUUUAUGGUAUCAGUCUGGUCCUUCAUUCUUUUCGAUGCUCAAGUCCCACAACAAUUGUAACUCUGGCAGGGAUAAUCACAGCUUGAAUAUUGUUAUCUGAGGUUUCCCUGUUUGGUUACGUGACAUUCCUGGCAUUGUAUUUCGAACAAAAAAUAAACCAUUUGAGGAUGAGAUGCAGAAAUUUGUCAAGAAGAUUGUUGAUAUGAUGAAACAGGAAAAUCUUUUCUCAUGGCAAGGUGGUCCAAUCAUCUUAUUGCAGAUUGAGAAUGAAUAUGGAAAUAUUGAAGGGCAGUAUGGUCAAGGUGGCAAAGAGUAUGUUAAAUGGGCUGCUGACAUGGCACUUACCCUUGAUGCUGGCAUACCAUGGGUUAUGUGCAGGCAAAGUGAUGCUCCUGAAACUAUUAUCGAUUCCUGCAAUGCAUUUUAUUGCGAUGGUUUUAGGCCAAACUCUUACAGGAAGCCAGCUCUUUGGACUGAGGACUGGAAUGGAUGGUAUGCUUCUUGGGGUGGAAGGGUGCCUCAUAGACCUGUUGAAGACAAUGCUUUUGCUGUUGCUCGUUUUUUCCAAAGGGGGGGAAGCUUUCACAACUAUUACAUGUUUUUUGGUGGAACAAAUUUUGGUCGGACAGCUGGUGGUCCCUUACAAACAACUAGUUAUGAUUAUGAUGCUCCGGUUGACGAAUAUGGCCUUUUGGCUCAGCCUAAGUGGGGACAUCUGAAGGAUUUGCAUGCAGCUAUUAAGCUUUGUGAACCAGCUCUUGUUGCCGUUGAUGAUGCACCACAAUAUGUAAAAUUGGGUUCAAUGCAAGAAGCACAUAUAUAUUCCAGUGGUUUUGUAGACACAAGAAACAGUCUUCCACAGAAUGUGAGCAUUUGCUCAGCAUUUCUUGCAAAUAUCGAUGAAAGAAAAACAGUUACUGUGCAAAUUUUUGGUGGAUCUUAUUCUCUGCCACCCUGGUCUGUAAGCAUUUUGCCAGAUUGCAAACAUGUGGUUUUUAACACUGCAAAGGUAGCUACUCAAACUUCAAUCAAAACAGUUGAAUCUGCUUCUCCUAGCUUUUCAAACACAACUGGAACUGGGGAUAUAAUUCUUUAUGACAAAGAUACUUAUAUUUCGAAGACAUGGAUGACUUUUCAUGAGCCAAUUGGUGCAUGGGGCGAUAACAGCUUCACCUAUCAAGGCAUAUUAGAGCAUUUAAAUGUUACAAAGGACAUCUCUGAUUAUUUGUGGUACUCUACAAGAAUAAAUAUAACUGAUGAAGAUAUUACAUUUUGGGAGGAAAAGGGCAUUUAUCCGUUGCUUACGAUUGACAAAGCACGUGACGUGGUUCGAAUUUUUGUGAAUGGUCAUCUUUCAGCCAGUCAAGUUGGUAAAUGGGUUCCAGUGAAAGAGCCAAUUCAUCUGGUUCAGGGAUCCAAUGAUUUAGUUUUGUUGUCAGAGACCGUUGGCUUGCAGAAUUAUGGUGCUUUCCUUGAGAAAGAUGGGGCAGGGUUUAGAGGGCAAAUAAAAGUGAGUGGCUUGAAAAAUGGAGAUAUUGACCUUUCUGAUGCCCUGUGGACAUAUCAGGUAGGACUGAAGGGAGAGCUUGCAAAACUAUAUACUCCUGAGAAUCAAGAGAGUGCAGAUUGGAUUGACGUGCAACCAGAUUCAAUUCCAUCAUCCUUUACAUGGUACAAGACAACAUUUGAUGCCCCUGAGGGUGACGAUCCCAUUGCCCUCGACUUAGGGAGCAUGGGAAAAGGCCAAGCUUGGGUCAAUGGUCAUGGAAUUGGACGAUAUUGGACACUAGUAGCUCCAAAAAAUGGAUGUCGUGAUUAUUGUGACUAUCGUGGAGCAUACCAUGAAAACAAGUGCACAACCAACUGCGGCCUGCCCACUCAAAGUUGGUACCAUGUUCCAAGAGAAUGGUUGCAGGCUUCAAACAAUCUACUAGUGAUAUUUGAGGAAACAAGUGGAAACCCCUGGAAGAUCUCUCUCAGGAUGCACUCCACCGUAACAAUCUGCGCAAGAGUGUGGGAAACCGACUAUCCACCUCUUUCAACCUGGUCACAUCCAGAUUUUGUGAACCGCAAGAAUUUGAUCGAUGAGGUCGCACCAGAGAUGCACUUACGCUGCGACGAAGGGCACGUCAUCUCCGCCAUCACAUUUGCGAGCUAUGGAACACCAAGUGGUAGCUGCCGGAAGUUUUCCGGGGGAAAAUGUCAUGCAGCAAGUUCCCUCUCUGUGGUGACAGAGGCAUGUCAGGGUAGAAAUAAUUGUACAAUCACUGUUUCAAAUCGGACUUUUGGUGAUCCAUGUAGACGCACUACCAAGGCUUUAGCAGUUGAAGCAACAUGCACAUCCAUCACUGCGUACCAAAACGUGUCAUAGAUCUCAAGAAUUAAACUACUCUUAUUGUUGAAGAUCUUCAUGUUCUGGUCAUUGUUAUAUCUAAAGUGUAAGCAUGAAAAUAUGUCUACUAGAAAUCAUGGAAAUAAAUUUUUUAUUGUAUAU